AUCUUUGUCUCAUAAAGAAACAGUGAUGAGUUGGUCGGCUCUUUAAGAUCAGACCGGCGGGCACAUACUGUACAAACACUGUAAAGCUCCAGAGAUCAGCAGUAAUGGGUACUCUACUGGCUCGGGUUAUCAUCUGUUUUUGGAUAACUUUACCCUUCUGUGUUACAGAAAAAGUUCGGGAGCGAAAGUCCCGGCAGUCUGACCAGUAUCAAACAUGCCUUCAGGGGCCAUCUGGAGUGCAGGGCAGAGAUGGUAAUCCAGGGGUAAAUGGCAUUCCAGGCACCCCAGGAAUCCCUGGAAGAGAUGGACUUAAAGGAGAGAAAGGAGAGUGUGUGACAGAGAAGUUUGAGGAACCCUGGAAACCCAACUUCAAACAGUGUGCUUGGAACGCUCUCAACUAUGGUAUUGAUCUUGGCAAAAUAGCUGCGUGCACGUUCACUAAGAAGCGUUCAGACAGUGCCCUGCGUGUGCUGUUCAGCGGAUCUCUCAGACUCAAAUGUAAAACGGCCUGCUGUCAGCGCUGGUACUUCACUUUUAAUGGGGCAGAGUGCGCUGGACCGUUACCCAUAGAGUCCAUCAUUUAUCUGGACCAGGGCAGCCCUGAGCUGAACUCCACCAUAAACAUCCACAGAACAUCCACAGUUGAAGGACUCUGUGAGGGGAUUCAGGCUGGUCUGGUGGACGUUGGUAUUUGGGUGGGCACGUGUGCAGAUUACCCCCGUGGCGACGCAUCUACAGGAUGGAACUCAGUAUCCAGGGUGAUCAUUGAAGAGCUUCCAAAAUGAGCAUUUCAAUAUCAUGGCAGUAGAUCAAUUACAAAUAAGUAGACCUUUACAAAAAUAAUGUUUUUAACACUACAACCAAGUACUGCAAAUACCUUGGUAAAUGAAUUUGGUAAUAAAACAGUACCAUGGUACUCCCACAGAACUUUUUUGUAAGGGUUCGAAAAUAUCCAGGGGCCUCAUUUAUUAAACUGUGCGUAGGAUCCUACGUGCGUCUACGUAUGCACAAAAGCCGAAAAUGGCAUACGGCAAAAAAUAUUAAGAAUGAUUAAACAAAGCAGUGUUCCCUUUAUAAAUCACAGAUCACCUGCAAGUGUGCGUACAUGAAUCAUCAUCAGAUCCCACCCUUUCUUCUGUCAAGUUUGUUUUUUUAUAGAUCACAACCUUUGUGUGGAAACUGGCGUAUACACGUUUCCAGCCCCGUUUUUUGUGUACGCAAGCUUUAUAAAUGAGGCCCCUGGUCUUUACCUUGUGUGCUCAGACAAGUUUAUUUUUUAUCCAUUUGAUUUUAUAUUAAUGCAGUAACAUACUGUUUACGCUUUUGUACCUAGUUUUGUUAAAAUAUUCCUGAUUGUUUUAAUACACUUCAAAUGUUUUCCAAAAAUUAAACAAUUUUAAAGUUAUUAAAACA
Messenger RNA from Misgurnus anguillicaudatus (oriental weatherfish), 1413 nucleotides. RefSeq names its product collagen triple helix repeat containing 1a (gene cthrc1a). The record is from RefSeq and is a predicted model, not a curated record. NCBI's taxonomy places the organism in Eukaryota, Metazoa, Chordata, Actinopteri, Cypriniformes, Cobitidae.